CUAUCUAUCUAUCUAUCUAUCUAUCUAGCUAACUGCCUCCCCUUGAGUUUUUCGGACUAGUAUUUCAUUAAUACUGUUUUGGACAAUCUGGUGAACAUUCUAACUACUUUGUUGUCACAUUUUUUUUCUGAAUACUCACUUAUAAAUUUCCCUGCGCGUGUAGUUGUAGUUAAACCCUGACUUUUACAAAAACACUUCUUGCAGGAGCAGUAACUGAUAAAAGCAAUUCUUUACACCGUCUCGACGAUACCUGAUGUGGGCUCAGCAGUAGAAAGGCGGUUUCAUUCUCCUGGUUUGACACAUUAUAUCGCUUUUGAUCAGACUCCCUUUAUACCAAUGAAACGAGACAGUUUUGCCCUCCUAAACUCCGCAAAAUAAUUUAGGUAAGAUGAGAUAAAUCUUUACUGUCCAGACACUGACACACUGGUUUGGAGUUUCACCACAAACACUAAUUCUAUUCAGGCCGGUUUGAAAAGAGCAUCACAUCUGGUGAUCUGUCUCGAGCCAGGACGGUGCAGAUCAAACAUGUCGGACGCCGGUGAAGAAAACGAUUGGCAAGAACAGUUCGAGAACGUCCUCGCCUCUGACUACUUCUGGGCGGACAAGGAAACAGUCUUUUUCAAAUAUCUCUUAAAGCUUUUUGGUUCAGGUGAAGAACAAUGCUGCUCCUGUCACAAGAGUCGUUUGUCCGAGGGGAGCAAUGCAGUCGGACGUUGCAGCAACCCUGUCGCUAUAGUCAGGCACAUCAGCUGUAGACAGUCCUCAUCGAAACGUAGCUGCUCUUGUUGUGACAGUGAGCGGGAUUGCGCUUACAGAACAUAUUACGGCACGUUCAACAACGGGUGGCGGGAUUCGGACUACAGAGAAGAGAAGGACUGGGCUACGACGAUUCAAACAAGAAGAUUAUUAUUACCUGAGGGUGUUGGUGCUUUGGGAAGUUUGGUCGAUGUCGUUUCAAACCAGUCUGCGCUGUUGCAAACGUAUCUGAACCAGGAUGAUUCAUUUUUGAAAAUCAAAAACACGAAAAUGGCCCUCAAAAUUAUUCAGAAAAUGUAUGAUGCUAAGCGAUUUGGCAAAAAUACCCUGAAGGUAAGGGACACAAAAGGAAUUCUAAAAAAUACUCAACUGUUCAGUUCCACUCCUCACCCCCUAAACUGGAUCCAUCAGUCAGAACGCGUUCUACAAGUAAACGUUUUACACACUAACAAAGAAAAAUGUUACCUGAGGCCUGUUACAGGUUCAGAAACCAGAGAAGAAAAUGAAGUUUCAGACAUAACUAGCCAAGAUAACAUGAGCAAAGACAAAUGGCCUGAUGUGCUGAGCUGUUGUGAACUUCUAGGAUCUUUUCCAAAAGACACACAAGUUGUCACAUUUGCAUCCAGUAUGUCCCCUGCCCCACUUUCUUCCACAGAGCCUUUGCUCUUUCUCUGCGAAGUCGAUAAGGGUGGUAUUUCCUACAAGGACGGGAAAUUGCUAAUAAGGCAAGAUGUGCUUUGUCACAGUAAAAACUUCUGCCAGCCAGAUUCAAUCCUUCAGAGAAGACACAGAAAAGACGGCUUACCAGCCGAUACCAAAAGCGCAGUGUCAAACUGGCAAACAAGUGAUAAUAGUCUUGCUUAUCCUCUUGUCAUUGCUGCUAAUAAUCAGCUACAAUCCAACCAGUGUUUGAGGAGAAGACUGAUCAGGUCGCCAAACGCCUCUAGGCUCCUAAAUAACACUUCCAAUAACAACAACAUCGGAAACGUACACGCAAGUGGUAGUUCUAAAGACGUUGAACAUGUCGGCUCUGUUUCUCAAGCCGACGAAAACAAACCAUCUUUGUUGAGUAGGAUUCGUAAAGGUACUACAGAACGAGAACGAGGAAGUGCCGGAGGAGAAAGAAAUACCCCCAAGAAAGAAAGUGUUAAAGAAGAAAGCGGCAGCGACAGCUCCUCGGUUUCUGCCAGUAACGACGAGGAAGAAGAGGAGACUGAGGAAGAAAACAGCGAAAUCGCGUCCAUCAACAGGGCUAUCAUCGAGGACGACGCGACAGCGAAGAAACUGGACAAGUCGCUCAAGUCGUCCACAGGCUACACGUUUCUCAACAUACUCAUCAUUGUGUGGCACGUCGUUGUGGUGUUGGUCUCCCUGGCGCUGGUAGCCGUUGGAAUCGCCCUGUGCUUUUUCUUCACGGAUAUCGUGGAGCAUAGCGUGAAGACGACUGUCGACCUGCGCUCAUACUCGAAUCUCGUGCGUUUCAAAAAUCUCCCUAGGCCUCUUGUUUUCGGUGAUUUAACACAGAAUUCACUUCACCCUGUCCGUGGUGAUUGCCGUGACCUUUUGUGCCAUCAUGUGCGAGGCGAACUUUUGCAACAUUUACCUGGCCCCGGAAUCGGAGGCGAACGAAAACGCGAAGAAGGAGCUGAAGAAGCGACUACAGUCAGAGUACAAAAUCUAUUCCAAAAACGAGUUUUCCAUGACCUACGAUUUCAUAUCAAUAUGGGUUGGAUGCUACGAGGUUAUUUACAACUGGAUUCGGGACCAUUCUAUCCAUUACCACGCCGUUGUGAUUCUGCAUAUAGUGGAUCUGUUUCUGUACACCUUGAUCUACUGGAGGCACCUGCAUGUUCUACAGCAAAAGCUUGUUACCUUAUUGCACAUGGAGAGAAAG
Molecule: messenger RNA, 2650 nt
Organism: Aplysia californica (California sea hare)
Lineage: Eukaryota; Metazoa; Mollusca; Gastropoda; Aplysiida; Aplysiidae
Cellular component (GO): membrane
Source: RefSeq, a predicted model, not a curated record